This is a messenger RNA of Malaclemys terrapin pileata, 3115 nucleotides long. It is a transcript of the gene NHERF4, whose product is annotated as NHERF family PDZ scaffold protein 4. The transcript is spliced from 10 exons. NCBI's taxonomy places the organism in Eukaryota, Metazoa, Chordata, Testudines, Emydidae. Gene Ontology annotation, molecular function: protein-membrane adaptor activity; protein binding. Gene Ontology annotation, biological process: protein localization to plasma membrane. Gene Ontology annotation, cellular component: apical plasma membrane. The record is from RefSeq and is a predicted model, not a curated record. The coding region runs from base 1322 to 2914 and encodes 530 amino acids.
CCAGAGGAGUUACUUGUGCCCUUGUCCCUAAGCCCCAUUGCCCUCUCGUCCUGUCUCCCGCAAAGGCCCAGACCUGACCCCUACUGACCCUGAGGACAGUGUGUCCCUGGCUGUGAGCACCACAGCUCAGGCCUUGUUUAAUUCCUCCCUCACUCCUGGCCAGCUUCCUGCAGUAGCAGGCCAGGUGGGUGGGGUAGUAAGUACCCAGUUAAGUGGAGGUGAAGGCAGUGAGGUGCAUUCUGCUGCUCAGAAAUGCAGAGGUAAGUGCCACUGGCUAGAACGGGUCCAGACUGCACCCCCAGAGCUGCCUCCCUGCUGGCUGGACUCCCUGCACUGAGCCUCAGUUAGCCAGCGAGCAGUGGCACCACUUCAGCUAUUUCUUGGGGCAAAUUCCAGGCCCUGCCAGCCCCUCCAACCGCAGAGACUCCAGAUCUCCUCCUGUCUCCCCUCUCUCUUACCCACACAGUGCAUGAGCCAGGGCUGCCAGAAGUCACGUUCUUGGCAGACUCCCCUCUGCUGUGCCAUAUGGGAACGGGAGUAAUAUUUGAUGCAGUACAGUACAGCACCCCCUGCCCCUCUCUCUGGACAGUCUGGAUGGAGGGGUGGCCCGGCCAAAUUUCAGUGACGUUGGGACCUCACAACUGGAGCAAUACUGACUUAGCUGAGAGGAAUGCUGCUUAACCCCCUCUCUCCCGCUGGCUCCAUGGCCUAUGCAACUUUGAGCAAAUGCAAAAACCUUGCAGGGGGUGGGAGGGAAGUGUUCACACACGCCCUUGACUCCCUUCUCCCCGCUCCCCCCUGCGCACACAGUUGGCUCCACAGCAGAGAGCAGCUGCUUAGGAGGCUGUGGUCCUCCAAAAUGCGUCUGAUUCAUUGAUCCCAACUUAGGUCUCCAGCUGCCUCUCCCCCUCUUUCGCCUGGUUUGGGGUGGGGGGGUGGAUGGAGCAAAGCUGUGUUGUGUGUGCUUGUGCACAAGUGCUUCUGCAGGGCAUCCACCUCACGUGGGCAAGAAGCAGGCACAACAAUGCACAAGGACAAGGCUCCCUCCCCUCCUGACAAGCCCGGGAACUGGCGGCCACCUGGAAUGGGCGCUGGGUCCAGCCUGUGGGAAAGGAGGCACCUGAGCUGUGUUUGUGCCCAUCUAGUCUGGGCUCUGCUUACAGCCCCUGGAAGGGAACUAGCCCUAAGAGUCUGGGUCGGUGUCCCUGUGGGGCCCUUCCUUGGUGAGCGCAUGGCAGUGCCUUGGGGUGUGUGCUGGAGCAGGGUCUGCGAGCCCCAGGCAGGGGGUGGGCAUGUGAAUGCAGCCCAGGGGAGGUGAGCAAUGUCAUGGCUACUAGAGAGACUGUCUGACCUCAGAGCCUUUUCUUCUGCAGGACUUGAGGAUACCAAGGAGUUAACCUUGAAAUUUGAAUUCAACCCCAAGGACGGGAUUGAUAACCCAGCCCUGUCACUGGCUGAGGACUCCGAUACAGAAGGCGCAGAGAAGCCACGGUUCUACCUGCUGACCAAGGGCGAUGGGGAGAGCUUUGGGUUCUGCCUACGUGAGGAGGUGCGGAACAAGGGGCACAUCAUCCGGCAGGUCACAUGCGGGGGGAUGGCCCAGCGCAGGGGCCUGCAGGACGGGGACCGGAUCCUGGAGGUGAACGGUGAAUAUGUGGACAACAUGGAGCACUUCAGGGUGGUGCAGAAGAUCAAGGCCAGUGGUAACCAGGUGGUUGUUGCAGUCCUGGAUGGCAAUGCCUACGAAGUUGCAAAAGCCCUCGACAGGAACCUGGCAGAGCUGCUGCCAGGCCACACCAGGCCACAGCUCUGCCACAUCGUGAAGGACAAAAGUGGCUUUGGCUUCAGUGUUUCAGCUCCAGAAGGUGUGAAGGGCACGUUCCGGCUGUCUGUCAUGAGCGACAGCCCAGCGGAUAAAGCGGGUGUCCCCUCUGACUCCUGGCUGCUCGAGCUCAACGGGGCCAGUGUGAGGAACUACACUUACGCACAGCUCACCAGGAAGCUCAAGCAAAGUGGCAGCAAAGUGACCCUGCUGGUGAUAGAUGCCAAGUCGGAGGAGUUCUACCGGCAGCAGGGUGUCAGGGUCAUAGCUGCCAUGGCCGAUGCCGCCACGCUGCCCUUCAAGGCCAGGAAGCUGCACAUGGUGAAAGGUCCAGAUGGCUACGGGUUCCUGCUGAAGGAAGAGAAGUGCAGCUCAGGGACGAUGGGCCAGUUCCUGAGUGAGGUGGAUACUGGGCUGCCAGCCGACAGGGCCGGGAUGAGGGAUGGAGACCGGCUCCUGGCUGUGAACGGUGAGGGCGUGGAGGGGCUGUGCCACCAGGAGGUCGUGGACAUGAUCCGUGCUGGCGGCAACCAGGUGACGUUGCUGGUCAUCGAUCCAGAUGGAGACAAAUUCUACAGCUCGAUUGGGCUGUCCCCGCUGCUGUUCUGUGAAGAUGGGCACCCUUCAUCGGGCACUCCGACCACCCCAGGAUCCCAUCCCAGCAUGCCUCAGGGAAAUGGCGCACCCAUCGGCACACCCCGCCUCUGCCACCUUGACAUGGGGCCGGAAGGGUACGGAUUCCAGCUGCAGACUGUCACCAACAAGCCGGGGGUCUUUAUCACGCAGGUGGCCACGGGCAGCGGCGGGAAGCGAGCAGGCCUGAAGGAGGGGGACGUGGUGAUUGAGGUCAACGGGAGGAACGUGGAGCAGGAGAGCUACAAAGAGGUGCUGGGGAGGAUAAAGGAGAGUGGGCAGCAGCUGACAUUGCUGGUGGUGGAGCAGGAAGAGCUCAGGAGCUACAGGGAGAUGGACCUUGCAGUCACGGCCGAUAUGGCAGAGGGCGGCGAUGCUGCUGCCAGGGCCGAGGCCCUGCUGGGUUCUAGGCAGGAGCCACGGUGUGAGGAAUGGAAGGGACUGAGUCAGUCAUUCUAGCCACUCUGUUCUGGACCCGUGGGCUCAGCGCAAUCCCAGUUCUGGAGAGGCUUCAAACCACGACCCAGACCAACCCUGGACACGCGAUUUUGCACGCACGAUAACUUGCACUUUGAUUCUUCCCUUGCUCUGAUUUCCUGGUGAGCCGCUGCACCAAUCAGCUGAUCUUGGGACUUUAAAGCUGUGAGAUUAGCCUCACAG